CAAAUGAUUACAUGGAAGUCAAUAUUGUUAAUACUAUAUGUUUUCAGAGUUCCACACACAUGCAUUUCCAUUGGCAUGGCAAUAAAUAAGCAGCCAGUAUUGGGUGUAGUGAAUGCCCCUAUCCUUGGAGAGAUGUACACGGCCGUAAAGGGUCAGGGCGCCUUCUGUAACGGCACAAAAAUAUCUGUGUCCACUAUCAGUGAGCUGAAUCGCAGUGUGGUCAUACUUGAAGGGGGAACAUCUAGAGUGCCCGAGAUUCUGAAAACUAAAGUUGGCAACAUCAAGGCUGUUAUAGAAAACUGCCAUGGGAUCCGGUGUUAUGGGUCGGCAGCCAUCAACAUGUGUUACGUGGCCAGGGGUUCGCACGAGGCUUACAUGGAGCACGGGAUACACGUUUGGGACAUCGCGGCUGGUGUGGUGAUCUUGGAGGAGGCUGGUGGUGUAGUCCUUGAUCCUUCAGGGGGAGAACUGGACCUGAUGAACCGACGUGUGUUGGCUGGAUGUAGCAGAACAGUGGCCGAACAGCUCUCCGCUAUCACACAAAAUAUAGACAUGGAGAGGGACUAGGACAUCCUACUGAAAAUAUUGCAAUGUGUCCAGCAUUUCAUGAUUUGAUUGAAUUGACAUGAUGUUGAGCCAUCUUCUUUUGAUCAUUAAUAAUAUUCCUAAUCGUAAAAUCAAUGAUGUGAAAAGCUUUGGACUUGGAUUCAAUAUAUAAUUUUGUUAAACAUACUUGCAGGUGGACAUAAUUCCAGUUUAUCAUCACGUAAAAUUGUGUUCAUUUCAUUAAAUCAAAUUCAUUCUGUCAAAGGUACAGAAUUUUGUCUCUAGUGAUUUCAAUACUUUUACAAAGUAAUCAAAGUGUGAAAAGCCGCAAAAAGUAAUACCCUAAUAUCCUCAUUGCAUUUGUUUUGUGUUGUAUUGUAUAAAUGUUUAUAUAUUUAGAUAAAGAUUUUGAGGAAUUGAUAGAAACCUGUUUAAUGACUUCAAUGAUUUAAUAAAUUGUUUCAAUGAAGGUGUCACUUCAAUCCACGAACGUCUUUGGUAUUUAUUUACUAUUGACUUGUACAUAUUAUUGUUACAUGUUUAUGGAUGAAAAACUACAUGUUUAAAUCCAAAUAAAAUACAUUCUGAUUCUGAUUCUUAAAUUCGAGACUACAAAAAGACCAAUACGAUCUAAUCAAUUAAUACCAGGCUGGCUUUCGAAAGGGUUGUUCUGCUGUUGAUAACAUGUUUGUGUUAAAUUGUAUAAUUGAAUUGUUGCAAAAGCAUAAAAAAAUAUUCUGUUCUUUUAUAGACCUCAAAGGUGCAUUUGAUACGA
Molecule: messenger RNA, 1321 nt
Organism: Mya arenaria
Lineage: Eukaryota; Metazoa; Mollusca; Bivalvia; Myida; Myidae
Product: inositol monophosphatase 1-like
Exons: 5
Coding region: 4-567 (187 amino acids)
Biological process (GO): inositol metabolic process; signal transduction; phosphatidylinositol phosphate biosynthetic process
Molecular function (GO): inositol monophosphate 1-phosphatase activity
Source: RefSeq, a predicted model, not a curated record